AUGCAAUUCUCAUCAGCAAAUAACGAUUCUUCACUUCACAACGCAGGAGAUGCAAAUGCCAAUCCUUUUGAAAUUUCUGCAGACGAAGAUACUAUUUCUGCAGAUCCCAAUAUGACAAUAGAAUCUGAUGAUGUAGACCUUUCGUCCGCUCAUUCAAAUACAUCGACUACUCCAAAGUCAACAACAACCGUUAAUACAGAUACACAAUCGCCUCCUGUAGUAGAGACCAGUAAUCAAUCCAAACAUUAUGCUUCUGGUACCUUAGAUGAACCAGUUUCACAAACUAUUGUAGUUAAAUUGCAACAAGUUCUUCAUCCAAAGGGGAACAGUGAUGUUUUACGAGAUUGUAAAUAUAUUCAUGAUUAUU
This is a messenger RNA of Racocetra fulgida, 367 nucleotides long. The record is from the annotation of a GenBank genome assembly. NCBI's taxonomy places the organism in Eukaryota, Fungi, Glomeromycota, Glomeromycetes, Diversisporales, Gigasporaceae.